This is a messenger RNA of Protopterus annectens (West African lungfish), 1815 nucleotides long. RefSeq names its product suprabasin-like. Gene Ontology annotation, cellular component: nucleosome. Gene Ontology annotation, molecular function: DNA binding; structural constituent of chromatin; protein heterodimerization activity. Bases 1 to 1815 code for a protein of 604 amino acids. The transcript has a single exon. Lineage: Eukaryota; Metazoa; Chordata; Ceratodontiformes; Protopteridae. The record is from RefSeq and is a predicted model, not a curated record.
AUGAAUACCAAGAACUCUUUCAUAAAUUAUACGUCUGAGUGGAUCGCAGGAGAAGCAUCUCAUCUGUCUCACUACAACAAGUGCUUGACAGUCAGUUCUGGGGUGAUUCAUACAGCAUGCAGCAAGGUUGUCACUGAACCUGGUGAGCUGGAUAAAUAUGCUGUGUCAGAGGGUACCAAGGCUGUCAGUGAACCUGAUGAUAUAGCUAAACAUGCUGUGUCAGAGGGUGCCAAGGCUGUCACUGAACCUAGUGAGCUAGCUAAACAUGCUGUGUCAGAGGGUACCAAGGCUGUCACUGAACCUAGUGAGCUAGCUAAACAUGCUGUGUCAGAGGGUACCAAGGCUGUCAGUAAACCUGAUGAACUAGCUAAACAUGCUUUGUCAGAGGGUACCAAGGCUGUCACUGAACCUGAUGAUAUAGCUAAACAUGCUGUGUCAGAGGGUACCAAGGCUGUCAGUGAACCAGGUGAACUAGCUAAACAUGCUGUGUCAGAGGGUACCAAGGCUGUCACUGAACCUGAUGAUAUAGCUAAACAUGCUGUGUCAGAGGGUACCAAGGCUGUCACUGAAUCUAGUGAGCUAGCUAAACAUGCUGUGUCGGUGGGUACCAAGGCUGUCACUGAACCUGAUGAUAUAGCUAAACAUGCUGUGUCAGAGGGUGCCAAGGCUGUCACUGAACCUAGUGAGCUAGCUAAACAUGCUGUGUCAGAGGGUACCAAGGCUGUCACUGAACCUGAUGAUAUAGCUAAACAGGCUGUGUCAGAGGGUACCAAGGCUGUCACUGAACCUGAUGAUAUAGCUAAACAUGCUGUGUCAGAGGGUGCCAAGGCUGUCACUGAACCUAGUGAGCUAGCUAAACAUGCUGUGUCAGAAGGUACCAAGGCUGUCAGUGAACCUGAUGAACUAGCUAAACAUGCUUUGUCAGAGGGUACCAAGGCUGUCGCUGAACCUGAUGAUAUAGCUAAACAUGCUGUGUCAGAGGGUGCCAAGGCUGUCACUGAACCUAGUGAGCUAGCUAAACAUGCUGUGUCAGAGGGUACCAAGGCUGUCACUGAACCUGAUGAUAUAGCUAAACAUGCUGUGUCAGAGGGUACCAAGGCUGUCACUGAACCUGAUGAUAUAGCUAAACAUGCUGUGUCAGAGGGUACCAAGGCUGUCACUGAAUCUAGUGAGCUAGCUAAACAUGCUGUGUCGGUGGGUACCAAGGCUGUCACUGAACCUGGUGAGCUAGCUAAACAUGCUGUGUCCGAGGUUACCAAGGCUGUCACUGAACCUGAUGAUAUAGAUAAACAUGCUGUGUCAGAGGGUACCAAGGCUGUCACUGAACCUAGUGAGCUAGCUGAACAUGCUGUGUCAGAGGGUACCAAGGCUGUCACUGAACCUAGUGAGCUAGCUAAACAUGCUGUGUCGGUGGGUACCAAGGCUGUCACUGAACCUGGUGAGCUAGCUAAACAUGCUGUGUCCGAGGUUACCAAGGCUGUCACUGAACCUGAUGAUAUAGCUGAACAUGCUGUGUCAGAGGGUACCAAGGCUGUCACUGAACCUAGUGAGCUAGCUAAACAUGCUGUGUCGGUGGGUACCAAGGCUGUCACUGAACCUGGUGAGCUAGCUAAACAUGCUGUGUCCGAGGUUACCAAGGCUGUCACUGAACCUAGUGAGCUAGAUAAACAUGCUGUGUCAGAGGGUGCCAAGGCUGUCACUGAACCUGGUGAGCUAGCUAAACAUGCUGUGUCCGAGGUUACCAAGGCUGUCACUGAACCUAGUGAGCUAGCUAAACAUGCUGUGUCCAAGGGUACUAAGGCUGUCACUGAAUAG